AUGAACCGGGAUAAAGCGCAGGCGGGAGAGCUGUCCAUCGACCCGCCUGCCCAGACCGCAGUGAUCGUGGCCGCCCCUACCGAGAGCGCGCCGGACGCACGCGGGGAGAAGCGCGAGCCGCUGCCGGCGGCGCCUCAAGGCGACGGGCGGGACGGAGCCGCGCGCCACGAGGCGCCCCCCGCCGCCCACCGGACCACCUCCUUCUCAGUGCUGGACAUCUUGGACCCAAACAAGUUCACGAGCAAGAGGCAGCCGGUGGGGCGCGCGGGCUGCGAGCUGGCGUACGGCGCGGAGAACCGGGACGGGCUCAAGGUUCACUCCGAGGAGUACGAGGGCAGGAAAGCGUCCGGGAUUUUCAAGGACGGCUUCGUGUUCAGGUCCGAGCUCGAGCCCGAGCUGACGCGCGGCAGUCCCGAGGACGGCGAUCUGCAGGAGGACGCGUGCAGCGAGCUCAGCGACGGCGGUGCGCUCGCGGCGAACGGCGACGACGACGGCGAGCGCGAGGAGGACGACGACGAGGCGGCGCUGCUGAAGAGCGCGAGCCCCGAGAGCGGCCACGCGCACACGCACGGGACCGCGAGCCAACAGCAGCAGCAGCAACAGCAGCAGGCCAAGCCCAAGAGGAAGCGCUCGGGCUCGGACUCCAAGUCGGGCAAGCCGCGGCGCGCGCGGACCGCCUUCACGUACGAGCAGCUGGUGGCGCUCGAGAACAAGUUCAAGUCCACGCGCUACCUGUCCGUGUGCGAGCGCCUCAACCUGGCGCUCUCGCUGAGUCUGACCGAGACGCAGGUCAAGAUCUGGUUCCAGAACCGACGGACCAAGUGGAAGAAGCAGAACCCCGGCGCGGACACGAGCGCGCCGGCGGGCGGGGUCGGGGUGGGCGUCGGAGGGGGCGCGGGAGGGGGCGCGGGCGGAGGACCCGGCGGGCACGGCGGCCUCAGCCCCCUCAGCCACUCUCCGCCCAUGAGCGGCCACCUGGCCAUGCACUCCGGCUACGGGCCGCCCGCGCCGGGGGGGCUGGUGUGCGCCACCCAGCUGCCCUUUCUGCCCAGCCACGCCGUGCUUUCGCCCUUCAUGCUGGGCUCGCAGACGUACGGCGCGCCGGCCUUCUACACGCCGCACCUGUAG
Molecule: messenger RNA, 1128 nt
Organism: Colossoma macropomum (tambaqui)
Lineage: Eukaryota; Metazoa; Chordata; Actinopteri; Characiformes; Serrasalmidae
Gene: nkx1-2b
Product: NK1 transcription factor related 2-like,b
Exons: 2
Coding region: 1-1128 (375 amino acids)
Biological process (GO): cell differentiation; regulation of transcription by RNA polymerase II
Cellular component (GO): nucleus
Molecular function (GO): RNA polymerase II cis-regulatory region sequence-specific DNA binding; DNA-binding transcription factor activity, RNA polymerase II-specific
Source: RefSeq, a predicted model, not a curated record